ACACUUGAUUGUUAAAUUAAUUGAAAUGAAGAUUGAUUUUUAUCUUCUAUUGUUAUAGCUGGUGUUAUCUGUAUCUCUUGUCUUGAUCAAACUUUUAUCUAUAUAAAAUAUUUGGAACAUUAGUAUUGGAAAAGGUAAUAAAUAUAGAGCCGUUUAUUUUUUUAUAAACCACAAGAUUAAAGAACAGGCUAAGGAUUUAACUAAAGGGUUAGCAACAAAGACGAUAAUAGGAAUACUGAACAAGUUUAAUAUCUUAUAUUAAGCAAACUUUUAAUAACUUAAUUUUGAGAGGCUAUAAAUAUAUAAGCCGGAGUAGUAUAAAUCAAUCUUAGAUAUUAAGAUGAACACACAAAUUUUUGCAAUAGUAAUCGCCUUUUUGGCAUAUCAGGUUAAUUCAACUGAAAUUAAAAGCCUUCGCAACAUAAUCGACGAAGCAGAAAAGCAGCUUAAAGAACUAAAGAGUAUUGUUCAAGGCAACAUUUUGGCAGCUCAUAACAAUCUUAAAAGCCUAGAGUACGAUUUUUUGUCCAACAGCCAUAAUGUCAUCACGCAAGGAGUUGUUUUAAUCCAACAAGAAUCAGAAACUAUCAACGACCAAAUACAAUCUAUUAAAGACCUAGCACACGCCGCUCAUAAAGAUAUUUCGUUUUGUACCGACAUUCGUGAAGAACUUCUCAACAGAUUACCGGCUGAAUAUGGUGAACAACUCAGACAAUGCGUUUUUCAUUUGAAUCGAGAAGAAGCAAAUUUUGUGUCUGAAGCAAAGUAUGUGAUAGAUAUUUCCUUCAAUAAGGUGCAUCAUCUUGAACAUCAGUUUGAACAAUGCAAUAGGGAAAUUUUAUGCAUUUCACCACUGUUAACGGAAAUUCAACUGGACAAAAUUCGUUUGCCUCAGAAUAUUAAAACUGAAGUUAGUACAGUUGAAAGUCUUUUGACUUCUCUUAAAACAUCGGCUACUCAGUGCUCAGAUAAUUUUGUUUCCCAAUAUACCAGCGAUGCUAAUUCCAUUCUCCAAGUUAUAAUCAGUUGUGCAAACAGAAUUAUUGGAUAAAACUGUAAUAAAUCUAUUUUGAACUUA
Messenger RNA from Tribolium madens (black flour beetle), 1078 nucleotides. RefSeq lists its product as uncharacterized. The coding region runs from base 341 to 1051 and encodes 236 amino acids. The transcript has 2 exons. NCBI's taxonomy places the organism in Eukaryota, Metazoa, Arthropoda, Insecta, Coleoptera, Tenebrionidae. The record is from RefSeq and is a predicted model, not a curated record.